This is a messenger RNA of Athalia rosae (coleseed sawfly), 14083 nucleotides long. RefSeq names its product dynein axonemal heavy chain 1-like. NCBI's taxonomy places the organism in Eukaryota, Metazoa, Arthropoda, Insecta, Hymenoptera, Athaliidae. Gene Ontology annotation, cellular component: dynein complex. The record is from RefSeq and is a predicted model, not a curated record. The transcript is spliced from 57 exons. Gene Ontology annotation, biological process: microtubule-based movement. Bases 28 to 12180 code for a protein of 4050 amino acids. Gene Ontology annotation, molecular function: dynein intermediate chain binding; ATP hydrolysis activity; ATP binding.
GCCGAGUCAUUCGCGCCCAAGAUUCAGAUGCAGAGGUUCGUUGCGCCAAAACAAUUACCCCGAAAUGUUGCAAUGGAGCGUCGAAGAAGACAAUACAAGAAUCUGAAGAUGUCGAUGACCUUAAGGCAGGAAAAUAUCCGUCCUCGUGAUAUUUUGCCUCCAGGGGUCAUCCAGCCGCUCUCAACGGAGGAAGAUAGAUACGGUCUUUAUCCCACUGUGAAUUACCUGCCUUUAGAAGUAUUCGACGACGAAACUUUUGACUGCAGAACGUCGGAGGAUUGGGUGAACUUGGGGUCAAUUGACGGAGUUCGGCAUCCGAUCCCCGGCGAAGUCUUCGUAGAAAGACCAAAGGGACAUAAAAUUCCAGAAAAUUUCGAUGACCCUGAGAAUGGGAACCAGAGUUACGAUAGUCUAGAUUAUUUGUACGACUGGUACAACGCAGCGAUCACAGAUUACGAUAAGCAUCGCAGACUCUGGUCCGUAUUCACCCUAGAUGGGUACAAAAGGAGUUUUGUUCUUCCAAGGAUUUACAUACGUUUUUAUGCCGAAGACGCGAGGACCUCUGCUAGAAGAAUUAGCGAUGCUUUAGCAGCGAGACGUAAAACGGAAGCCUGCAUCAGGUAUAAUUUUUAUCUCGACUGCAUGCAUGUCGAGGGUAUUCCGGGCUACCCGGAGAAGGAUUUGACUUUGAUUGAGGACCUAGCGCUCAGAAAUGGAAAAGAGAAAUACUCGGAGAAAAAUAAAGCAAAAGUCUUGAGGGAAAUCAACCUUGAAUAUAAACGGACCAUGUGCGACCUCAAGUGGAGGGAGAUGAUUGGGUGUUAUCCGGGGAUGUUCAAGUUCAUCAUUGAGGUACCCACACAAGAGGAACUACCGCAUCGUGAGACUGGAAAAAUUGCAACUGGCAUGACGGAUUUCGAGAAAACUAAGAAGUUUUUUCACUGGGUUGUGCUCUGGGUCCGGCCGGAGAUACACGAGGCGAUGUCUUGCAUAGUUACCGCCUGCUUGAAAAUCGGGACUACGAAUUUAUUUAUAUCUAAUUAUGGAAAAUCGAUGACGUUGGACGAAUUCGAACAGCUACAAACCCAAACGACGGUAACCGUUGUCAAGUACUUGAAAGAACCGUGGCUUGAAAAGAUAACUCAGUCCGUCAGAAUGUGCCUCAGAGAUAUCGGUAAAGGCUGGUUUAAUCUCGAUCAAAAAUACCACGACGUCUAUGAAGUCAUGAAACUGAACAGGUUCAUGACCCUGGCCAUGCUUCGUAUGCAGAACGGUCUGCGAAAUCUUGUAGAAAAUUCUAUGGCUCUUUAUCUUUACAUGCUGGAAACUCCUGCUCUGUGCACUCUUGAUGUAAGCGAGGACUUCGUUUGGGGUGAGAAUUUGAUCGAAACACAAUUCAAGCCGAGCAAUUAUCCAAUUUUCAAUAUUGAACUUCUAAUGAACGAGAGCGGAGCAAUUUUCUCGAUCGACAUGGACACUGUUCGGGCGACGAUCAUAAAUCUUUUCGACAACGCAUUGGCAAUGUGUCAUCAGAUUAGACAGGUCCAUCCCUUCCUACUCCGACAUUUGAAGUUCCCAUCGGAUUUACUUUUAUGCUCCGUGGGGCUAAUGGAACAACAUGUAUGCCAAGUUCGUGAUCGGUUGAAUAUUUUAUACACAAAAGCUUUGAUCCCCCUGAACGCUUAUGCCAGGGAGUUCCAGAAAUACCUAGAAUUUUACGUACUGCCUGUGCAGCAGUACAUCAAGGAUUUUAUGGAAGAAAACCAUUCCGUUGUCGAGUUUAAAGAUGAGAUAUCCUUUCAUUUUCGCAUGAAGCGCAACCUUGAGCAAAGCUUACCGUCGAAUAUAUGGAUCGGACCGUUUAACGUCAAUAUACGACCAUUGAAAAUGUUCCUGAUCGAGAAGCGAAAGGAACUCGCUACCAAGCUGUUGAACAUGUUCACCACACAGCUGCAUCUUCAGAUCGACGAAAUUUUGAACGAGUAUAAGAAUAUUCACAGAAAAUUAAAUGAUGAGCCGUUCGACAUUGAACGAGUUUUUGAAAUGCGCGAUUGGAUGGAAACCAUCUCCUUGACGGUCGGCGCACUCGACGAUUCCGUGCAAAAACUCAAACUUGAGUAUGACCUUCUCGAUCAGUUCUGGUGGAACCUUUCCGACGAAGACUUCGCGCUCAAAUACGAGGCAAUCGGGUUUCCACUUCAAAUACAAAUCCAGGUGGAGGAAACCCAGGAUCUCCUUCUUGAAGCACAGGACAGAUUUUACAAAGUCCAAUUAAUGGACGAGGCUAAUCUAGUUGAAAAAAUAGACGGACUGAUAGGGAAUGUGACUAACAUAGCUCUGCAAUACGACAUUAACAAGACUCACGAGAUAGCGAUAGACGUUAAGCGGGUCUGGAAGAUUAUCAAAGAGUGCCAAGAGCAGGGACUUCUACUCAACGAACGCCAGAAACUUUUUGGAACCCCAGUAACACCAUACGAAACUCUAUCGAGACUUAUCACGGACUUUGAUCCCUACAAGACGUUGUGGAUUACUGCUUCCGAUUGGCUCAAGUGGUACGAAAUAUGGAUGGACAACCCUUUGGUAACCGUCGAUGCUUCUCAAAUCGAGAUGCUGGUCGCAGACAUGUUUAAAAGCAUGACAAGGUGCAUGAAGAUAUUCAAUGAGCAGCCACGGAUUCAAGCGAUCGCGAGUGAGAUCAGAGAGCAAAUGGACACGUUUAAACCUUACGUGGGUCUCAUACAAGCUCUGCGAAACCCAGGGAUGCAGCCUCGUCACUUCACGGAGCUGAGUGACAUCACCGGGAUCCAGAUAGCCCUCACGCAAACUCUGACGCUGAAGAAUUGCAUCGUUUUGGGUAUCAUGAAUUUCGAGGAAGAGGUGAAAAAAGUUUCCGAAGGGGCUGCGAAGGAGCACGCCAUCGAAGACUCGCUCAACAAGAUGCUAGCCGAGUGGAAAAACGUCACUAUGGAAUUCAUCCCCCACAAAAAUGCCGACACCGACGUGAUGAAGAUCGCUGACGAGAUAAUCAUGAUGCUGGACGAUCACGUCCAGACAACCCAGCAAAUAAGUUUCAGUCCCUUCAAAGCCGCAUUCGAAGACAGGAUCACGGAGUGGGAUAAUAAGCUCAAACUCAUUCAGGACGUUACUUUUUAUUGGAUGGAGGUCCAAAGAGCGUGGCUGUACCUCGAGCCAAUAUUUACCUCGGAAGACAUCAGUCGUCAGCUGCCAGUCGAGGCCAAAAAAUACAACGUCAUGGAGAGAAAUUGGAAAAGGAUCAUGAAGGCGGCACACGCCUGUCCUACGAUCAUAGACAUUUGCCCGGAUCAAAGUCUCCUCGAGAGUCUGAAGGAGUGCCUCAGUCUUUUGAACUUAGUUCAGAAGGGACUGUCCGACUAUUUGGAAACCAAACGGAUGCUGUUCCCCAGAUUCUUUUUUCUCAGCGACGACGAACUCCUCGAAAUAAUAGCACAGGCGAAAAAUGUCCACGCUGUACAACCCCACCUGAAAAAAUGCUUCGAAAAUAUCCACAAACUGAAAUUCGAGAGCGAUCUAACGAUCACGAACAUGUACUCCGCCGAACUCGAAGAAGUUACUUUGAUACCCGCCAUUGUACCAUCGGGAAAUGUUGAGGAUUGGCUCGGUCAGGUGGAGGAGGCAAUGAGGGACACCCUGAAAUAUGUGAUCGGUGCUUCCCUCGAACAAGUUGAGACUAUUUCUAGAAAAGAGUGGGUCUACAUGUGGCCAGGGCAGGUCGUCCUAUGCGGAGGUCAAACUUCCUGGACAGCGCACGUCGAAGAGGGAAUCAGAACCCGUACUCUCAAGGAUAGCUACCAGCAGAUGCUGAGACAGCUCGACGAUCUGCGAGAUCUGGUGAGAGGGGAUCAGACCGAAAUUCAAAGGAUGAUAUUGGAGGCUGUCAUUGUCAUCGAAGUACACGCGAGAGACGUGACGGCAAAAUUGGUCAACGAAAACAUCAUCAAUGCCAAUGACUUCGACUGGAUAUCGCAGCUUCGCUAUUACUGGGUAGAAGACGAGGGGCUCAUGGUCCGGGCGGUGAACGCCGAAUUUCCUUACGGGUACGAGUAUCUCGGGAACAACGGACGUCUUGUUAUCACGCCUUUGACGGAUCGUUGUUAUUUGACUUUGACCGGUGCUCUACAUUUGAAGUUCGGCGGUGCUCCAGCGGGGCCGGCCGGAACCGGGAAAACUGAAACGACCAAAGAUCUUGCGAAAGCUUUUGCUAUCCAGUGCGUCGUAUUCAACUGCUCCGACCAGCUGGAUUUUAUGUCGAUGGGGAAAUUCUUCAAGGGUCUCGCCAGCUCCGGCGCUUGGGCCUGCUUCGACGAAUUCAACAGGAUCGACAUUGAAGUAUUAUCCGUAAUUGCGCUCCAAAUAUUGACGAUACAAAAGGCUCAACAGAUCUCAGCGAACAGGUUCGUAUUCGAGGGGGUUGAUCUACCGUUAAGACCGUCGUGUGCCGUUUUUAUUACGAUGAACCCCGGUUACGCGGGACGUACGGAGCUCCCGGAUAAUUUGAAGGCUUUGUUUCGCCCGGUUGCUAUGAUGGUCCCUAACUACACCUUAAUAGCUGAGAUAUCGUUAUUUUCCUUUGGAUUUUCCGACGCCAAACAGCUGGCUGGAAAAAUAACAUCAACUUUCAAAUUAAGCUCCGAACAGCUCAGUGUACAAGAUCAUUAUGAUUUUGGCAUGCGAGCAGUGAAGACGGUGAUCGCAGUUGCUGGCAAUCUAAGGCGCGAGCAGCGUAACAUGACGGAGGCUCAGAUAUGCCUGCGGGCUUUGCGGGAUGUGAACGUGCCGAAGUUCCUGAAAGACGACUUAAAGCUGUUUAACGGAAUCGUCUCCGACCUCUUUCCGAAAAUGACUGAGCAGGCCGUAGACUACGGGAUUCUAGAAGCUAGUAUUCGCAAGUCCAUCAAGACUAAAGGCCUGCAGGACAUUGAUGAAUACGUGAAGAAGGUGAUACAGCUUUAUGAGACGACGGUCGUACGUCACGGUCUGAUGCUGGUGGGGCCUACCGGAUCGGGGAAAACGAAGUGUUACGAGAUUCUGAAAGACGCCUGCACCAAUCUGAGAGGGAAACCGCAACCCAGUGGAAAACCUUUCACGCCCGUACACACGUUUGUUCUGAAUCCAAAGUCGAUUACUAUGGGGCAAUUGUACGGAGAGUACGAUAUCAACACUCACGAAUGGACCGACGGAAUAUUGUCGAACAUGAUAAGGGCCGGGACAACGGCAAACAACGACGACAAACGAUGGUACGUUUUCGACGGUCCGGUGGACGCCGUGUGGAUAGAAAAUUUGAACACCGUACUCGACGACAAUAAAAAACUUUGUCUGACUUCCGGCGAAAUUAUGAAACUCGUACCCACCCAGACAAUGAUGUUCGAAGUCGCGGAUUUGAGGGUCGCCUCUCCAGCGACUGUCUCCAGGUGCGGAAUGGUAUACCUCGAACCAGGUGUUCUCGGUCUACAACCUUUCAUAGAUUGUUGGAUCGCGGCGCUACCAGAGACGAUGAAAGACUUCGCGCAACAGCUCUCCGACCUCUCCUACCAUUUCGUUAUUCCCGGUUUAAAACUACUCCGGCAAGAACUCCAGGAAAUCGUAGCUACCGUGGACAGCGCGAUGGUCAUGUCGUACUUCAAUCUACUUCAAUAUCGUAUCGGUCCGAUGGCGGGACGCGACGGAAAAGCUCCACCGUCCCUCGCCUUCCAAAGAUUGAUACCGAAACUUAUCACACCGUGGGUCGCUUUUUCUGUUGUCUGGAGUCUGGGAGCUACUUGCGAUUACAACGGUCGUCGCGUCUUCGAUACUUGGAUUCGAAAAAUGCAAAAAGACGCGAGACAUGACAUGCAAUUCCCUACUCAAGGAUUGGUGUACGAUUACAGGUUACACGACGGCGGAUUCACCGAUCCCAUCGAAGGAAGCGAACCCCUUCCACCCACGUGGGUCAAGUGGCUGGACGAUAUUCCAUCGAUAAAAAUCACCCCUGACACAAAAUUCGCUGACAUGGAAGUGCCGACGAUCGACAACGUGCGUAACGCUGCGCUUAUCGGGUACCUCCUGGUAAACGACAGUCACAUUCUAUGCGUGGGACCAACGGGAAGCGGGAAAACGUUGACGGUUUCCACAAAAUUGGCGCGUAAUAUGCCGAAGAAAUAUAUCUGCGAUUUCAUCACCUUCUCCGCGAGGACGUCGGCGAAUCAGACGCAGGAUCUAAUCGACUCGAAGCUGGAAAAGCGACGCAAAGGAGUCUACGGGCCUCCGAUACUCAAGAAACAAGUGUUUUUCAUAGAUGACCUAAAUAUGCCGACCCUCGAAGUCUACGGCGCUCAACCACCGAUUGAACUCAUACGUCAGUUCAUGGAUUUCAGCGGAUGGUACGACCGCACGGAGAUUGGGCAAUUCCACUUGAUAUACGACUGCAACUUUGUCGCUGCAAUGGGACCUCCGGGCGGUGGACGGAAUCCGGUUACCACUCGUUUGACUCGUCAUCUUCAUCACCUAGCGUUCACGGAAAUGGAGGACGAUGUGAAGAGAAAUAUUUUCGGUACGAUUCUCAAGUCUUGGAUGGAGCGUACGACGGUACUCGAGGAAUUAUUGAAUGUUGCGGUGAACGCCACCCUCCGUGUCUACAAUAUUAUAGUCUCUGAAUUACUACCCACGCCCGACAAAUCUCACUACACUUUUAAUCUCAGGGAUUUGAGCAAAGUGUUUCAGGGCAUAUUGAUGGUUAACCCAGAGAGGAUUCCGAACGUGGAAGAAUUCAUGAUGCUCUGGUACCACGAAAACAUUCGUGUCUUCAGCGAUCGUUUGGUGAACGACGUUGAUCGCGCCUGGUUCGACGAUCUGUUGAGAAAAAUUCUCAGGGAAAGAUUCGAUUGCGAUACGGACAAGGUGAUCGGUAACGGAAAAUUACUCUACGGUGAUUUUUACGAAUCCCACAAUCAAUACGUGCAGAUAGUGAGCAUGGAAAAGUUGGAAACAAUUUUAUUGAACAAUCUCGAGGAGUACAAUAACUCAACGACCUCACCGAUGAGGCUGGUUCUUUUCGAGGACGCGAUGGGACACAUCUGUCGUAUCGCGCGUGUUCUACGUCAGCCAAGAGGAAACGCUCUGCUGUUGGGAAUGGGCGGAUCAGGGCGUACCAGUUUGACCAAGCUAUCCGCUUUCAUAAUGGAGUACGACUGCUUCCAAAUAGAAUUGAGCAAAGCGUAUGGGAACAACGAAUGGCGGGAGGACAUAAAAUCGAUGAUGCUUAAGGCCGGGACGAAGAGACAAACGAUCGUCUUCAUGUUCUCGGAUACCCAGAUAAAGAACGACUCGUUCCUGGAGGACUUGAACAACAUACUCAACUCGGGUGAUAUUCCGAACAUCUACGCGACCGAAGAACUUGAAAUAAUUUAUCAAGUAAUGCGUGGCCCCACGCAGGAGGCCGGACUCCCUUUGACGAGGAGUAACCUUUUUUCCGCCUACCUGAAGGUCGUUCGUAGCAAUCUUCACACCGUCGUCAUGAUGAGCCCACUCGGGGAGAUAUUUCGGGCUCGUCUAAGACAGUUUCCGGCGUUGGUGAACUGCUCUACGAUCGACUGGUUCAGCGCUUGGCCCGCGGCAGCUCUUGAGAGCGUCGCCUUGCAGUUUCUCAGCGAAACGAAAGACAAGAGUAUAUCCGGGACCGCCUUACCUUACAUCGUGAAAACUUGCCAAUUUAUGCACUCCAGUGUCAUUCAGGCCAGCGCUGAUUUUCUACAGGAACUUUCGCGGCACAAUUACGUGACACCUACGUCCUAUCUGGAAUUGCUGUCAAGUUACACGGUGCUUAUAAAGCAGAAAAAGGAAGAGCUUAUCUCGAGGGUGAAUCGUCUGUCGUUAGGCUUGGACAAGCUGGCAUCGACUCAAGUCGAGGUAGAGGAAAUGCAGACGCUACUGGCAGGGAUGAAACCAGAACUCGAUAAAGCCAGUGCGGCUACCGCCGCGAUGAUAAAACGCAUAACGGCGGAUACGAUCGAGGCGGAAAAAACCAAGCUGCUCGCCUUGGAACAGGAAAAAGAAGCGUCGCGUGUUAAAGAAAAAUGUGAAGCCAUCAAGGAAGAAGCUGAGGCAGAUCUCAGCGAGGCUCGACCGAUGCUCGAAGAAGCUGAGGCUAGUUUGAAAGCGCUGAAUAAGGGGGAUAUAACGGAAGUAAAGGCGAUGAAGCGACCUCCCGUUGGUGUGGUGCUGGUCAUUGAGGCGAUCUGCAUAAUCAAGGACGUCAAACCGUUGAAGCUUCCAGGAAAAAUGCCGGGCGAAAAAGUUCUCGAUUACUGGACGCCUGGCAUCCAAUUGUUGGCAGACGCCGGCCAUUUUCUGAACUCUCUGUCGAAUUACAACAAGGAGGACAUCACAGCUGAGAUGAUAAAAAAGCUGGAGCCCUACGUUGAAAAUCCGGCAUUUCGACCGACCCAAGUCAUCCAAGUGUCUCGGGCAUGUCAUUCCCUGUGUCUGUGGGUGCACGCUAUGUACAACUACUACUUCGUCAAUUUGAAAGUUGCACCGAAAAUGGAAGCACUGGCUAAGGCUGACGAGGCGCUUCAAGAAACCAAAAAAACGCUGGCAGCCGCUAUGGAGAAACUCAAAGAAGUGGAAGAGGGAAUCCAGAGUCUUCAAGAACUGCUGAAGGUCGCGGAGGAUAAAAAAGCUGUGUUGGAGAACGAGAAGCAAAUAUGCGAAGAGCGGAUGCUGCGGGCGGUGCGUCUGGUCGUCGGUCUCGCCGACGAGAGAAACCGCUGGAUCUCGACCGUUGCCGAUAUUAAAAUUGCCCUGCGCAACGUCAUCGGGGACAUACUACUUUCUGCUGGCGCUGUCGCAUAUCUCACCCCGUUCACCGAUACGUACCGAGAGAAACUCCUCGGUUCGUGGUAUUCGGUAUUAGGGGAUGGAGUUCCUCACACCGAAGGUUGCACUCCCGUUACCACCCUUGGGAACCCAGUGGAGAUCAGGAAGUGGCAAAUCGACGGGCUACCGCGAGAUGCUUUUUCGGCGGAAAAUGCGGUUCUGGUAAUGCAUUCCAGGAGAUGGCCUCUGUUCAUCGAUCCUCAAGGACAAGCGAACAAAUGGAUCCGGAACAUGGGUAAACUGAAUUUGUCGGUGGUGAAAAUGAGCGACGCGGAUCUCAUGCGGGUGCUCGAGGGAUGCGUUCGAUUUGGAAAAAGCUGCCUGAUCGAAAACGUUGGAAGUACGUUAGAGGCGGGUAUAGAUCCGGUGUUGAAAAAGGCGCUGUUCAGACAGGGGGGUCAAACGGUCAUCAAGCUCGGCGAUAACAUAAUACCUUACAACGCUGAUUUCCGGCUCUACAUGACCACGAAAUUGACCAACCCCCAUUAUACUCCGGAAAUAGCCAUUAAAGUGUUGCUCGUUAACUUCACCCUCACCGUCAGCGGAUUGUCCGAUCAAAUGUUGGCAUUGGUAGCGAUGCAGGAACGCCCGGACCUCGAAGAGGCGCGCGGAGCUCUUGUUAUAGCCAGUGCAGAGAUGAAGCAGGACUUGAAGGAAAUAGAGGAUCGCAUACUCUACAGACUCACGAUAUCCGAGGGCUCCGCGGUCGACGAUAUCGACCUCAUUAUGACCCUGGAGGCUUCCAAGAUCAAAAGCGAAGAGAUCAAGGAGAAGGUGGAAAAAGCUGAAAUGACGCAGGCGGAAAUCGAUACCACGAGAAGCACAUACAUCCCCGUGGCGAAUCGAGCGCGCAUUUUAUUCUUCUGUCUGUCGGACUUGCAGUACGUCGACACCAUGUACCAGUAUUCUCUCGAGUGGUUCAUCAAUAUUUUUUCCUCGAGCAUGACCGCCACCGAUGCGAACAAUGACGUCCAGGUGCGCAUCGCCACUAUAAAUAAUCACUUCACCUUUAAUUUGUUCUCCAACGUUUGCCGGAGUCUCUUCGAGAAGCACAAACUACAUUUCGCAUUUCUCGUCUGCGUGCGUCUCAAACUGGACCAAAAUCUCAUCGAUCCGGUGGAGUGGAGAUUCCUGCUCUCCGGAACGACUCCGUUACAGUCUUCCCCCAAUCCCUCGCCAGACUGGAUAUCGCCGAGAUGCUGGAAGGAAAUACAGUCGCUGGAGAGUCUGCCAAAAUUCGAAGGAUUUGUGGAUUCCUUCAAGAAGCUAUUGCCCCAGUUUAAAAACGUAUUUGACGCUCAGGAGCCGCAGACGGUUCCGCUACCCAAUCCCUGGCGAAGCUCCCUCGACGAGUUCCAAAAAAUGUUGGUACUCAAGUGCCUGCGACCUGGGAAAGUGACGAACGCCAUGCAGAUGUACAUCGCAAAGUUUUUGGGCGCUCGAUUCGUCGAGCCCCAAACCACCGAGUUGUCAGCGAUGUACCAAGACUCCGAGCCCGUGAUACCGCUGAUAUUCGUUCUCUCGACCGGGACAGACCCGGCGGUCGAGCUCUACAAGUUCGCGGACAAGUUGAAAAUGGGGAAAAAAUUGUACACCAUAUCACUGGGGCAGGGUCAAGGACCGCGGGCCGAGCUGAUGCUCAAACAGUCGAUGGACGCCGGGAACUGGGUAUUUUUCCAGAAUUGUCACUUGGCCCCGAGUUGGAUGCCGCGACUCGAAGCACUCGUGGACGAACUUUCCCCCGACACUACCCAUCGCGACUUCCGCCUCUGGCUCACCUCGUUACCCUGCCAACAUUUUCCCGUUAGCAUACUACAGAAUUGCAGUAAAAUAACCGUGGAGCCUCCUCGAGGUAUCAAGGCAAAUAUGCUGCGGGCCUACUUGACCCAAAUCAUGGAAUUGGAGGACCACCUCAACCUAGAGGACAACAAAAUUCACAACUUUAAGUAUCUACUGUUCGCGCUGUGCAUGUUCCACGGGAUUUUACUGGAACGACGAAAAUUUGGACCGCUCGGUUUUAACAUCCCCUACGAAUUCACCAACGGCGAUUUGACCAUCUGCAUAUCGCAGCUCAGAAUGUUCCUAGCCGAAUACUCCGACCUCCCUUUCAAAGUUCUCAUCUACACCGCUGGACACAUAAAUUACGGGGGUAGAAUAACCGACGACUGGGAUCGUCGCUGUGUUUUAACGAUCCUCGAAGAUUAUUACAGGAAGGAAGUUGCCUCGCCGAAUUACGAAUUCGACGCGAAGGGUGCCUACCAUCAGCUACCCGGUGACACGCCGUUCGCCGAAUACGUAACUUACGUGAAAACUUUCCCUCUGAACGACGACCCCUCUUUAUUCGGGCUCCAUGAAAACGCCGAUAUAAGUUACGCCCAGGCGGAAACGCACGCUUGUCUCGACACUCUGCUGGCUCUUCAGCCGAAGGAAGUUGGCGGUGCUGCGGCCAGCAGCAUGGAAGAAGUUUCUUCCAAACGCGCCAAGGAUAUUCUCGAGGAACUUCCGCCACUUUUUAACCUCGGCAAUUUUCACGAGAAGUAUCCGGUUCUUUACGAGGAGUCACUGAAUACCGUGCUAUUCCAGGAGGCGAAACGCUACAACGGUCUCCUCCAAGAGCUGACCCUGUCGCUCAACGAUCUUCUCAAGGCUUUGCGGGGUCUGGUAGUGAUGUCCGAAAGGCUUGAAACAAUGUCCGGCAGUUUGUUCAACAACAAAGUACCGAAAAUUUGGGCGGACAAGGGUUACGCCUCGCUAAAGCCCCUCGGCGCAUGGGUGAUCGACCUGAAAGAACGGAUAAAGUUCAUCACGGAGUGGUACAACAAGGGAAUACCCGCGGCGUUCUGGAUAUCGGGAUUUUAUUUUCCCCAAGCCUUUCUCACGGGAACUCUUCAGAACUUUGCUCGAAGAUACGCCACGUCCAUCGACACGAUCGACUUUGCCUUCACCGUUCUGUCGGGCAAACCGAAACAAAAACCCAAAGACGGCUGCGCAGUUUACGGACUGUUCCUCGAAGGAUGUCGAUGGGGUGGUUCCGCUCUGGCGGAAUCCUUGCCAAAGGAAUUGUACACAGAAAUGCCGACCAUAAUGCUUCUUCCCGAAGAAAAUCACGUGCACCCUACCCGAGGGAUCUACGACUGCCCGGUCUACAAAACGAUAACCAGAGCCGGUACACUGAGUACAACGGGACACUCGACGAACUUCGUACUGUCGAUGGAAAUACCUAGCCACAGACUGCAAGCUCACUGGAUCAAAAGGGGUGUCGCUUUGCUUUGCGCCCUCGACUACUGAGGGUCAAAAGUUCGUCGGUUUUCGCUUCUUCACUUCCGUGGACCCACAAAGUAAUCGUUAACGAGGGAACUAAUUGGGCGAUGGGUCAGGAUAAUUAUUCCCACGAAAUAGUUUUUUUUUUUUAUAAUAUUUUUAAAUCUGCAUCUAGAGGACACAUCCGGUGAAUCGGGUCGAAAUAAAUAUUGAAUUUCGCUAAAGUUCUCGCUAGAUGAAACCGGGUAGAGAAGGUCCUCGAGAAGGAUAUCCGUCUUUAUUCCGUGGUGCAUGAAUUUCAAGAGAAUCAAGUUGCCCACAUUCGCCGUGUAUCGUGAACCUUUUGCCUCGCAACCCUUGUGAAAAUAUCGGUUACACCGACUACGUCGCUAUUAAAGAUCCAUCGCCUCGGUACGGGAUUCUCCCCUCCCCCCUCCCCCCCUCGUCAUCAAUAACCGUAAGCGCGAAUCGUGAGAAGACUAUCGAUGUAGAGGCGCUUGUCAUUCCUUGUUAUUCAAAGCGCACCGGGACCCGCUGCUCGGAUUUAUCACCCUCAAUAUUUCUCUACUUGAUAUCGGUUUAGAUUUACCCUUGUAAUUUGGGUGGCUGGUUCUCGUUUUCUCGUUGGGCCUCCUCGCAUCUUCAUCGCUGCUUUAUUUUCUCUCUCACAGAGAUAAGAAGAGUCGCGAGGGUGAUGUAGAGCUUCGUUAAAAUUCGCCUUCGUGCAAAAGACGACGUAUUAUGUACAGCGAUUCGUCAUCCUCGCUCUCUACGAACUCAACCAUAGUCGGAGUCGGUACACGGUACGACUAAUGACCGAGUCUCGGGAGCAAAAACUAGGAAACACGAGAAAAAAAAAAAAAAAGUGAAUAAAUAAUAAUUCCAGCUUACCCAAAAAAUUACUCGCUUUGUAACGGUUAUUAUGCUGCGGAAAAUGCUGAGAAAAUUACCAGAUAUUUUCACAGCUUCUACGAUGUUCGCGUUCCGCGCAAGUUGUCUACUGCGUUUCGAAAUUUUGUUGAUAAAAUUUUUCAUUCCAAACGCCCCUAGAAUUAACGACGUGGGAUGGAGAAAAAAAAAAUUGUUAAUUUUUUUUGGGGGGGUGCUACACGGUCGAGUCUAUGCGGUGACCUUGUUUCACCUAAAAUGGCCUCCAAUUAUCGUGAAUCGAGUAGAAUUAUUGCGAAUUAUCGUUGAGCCCGGGGGUUAGUCGGUUACGGUUUAUAUCAACCCCACAGCCGAAUGGAUCAGACGAGUAAAAAGGCGGACAAAAACCGUUGUCUUUUCACGUUGUAAUAUGGAUUCCAUGCAAUUAUAGGAGUUUUCAUAAAUCGUGAAUAAAUAUUUACCAAAGUUACCGAUGCUCAUCUUAUGGAGAGGAGAGAAGGUGCACAGUUACUCAAACUGAUUAAUUCCUCGCAGCAUUUGCUUCGUGAAUAAUUGAGAAAACUUUGCCGAGAGCUCUUUUGACCAAUCGGACAUAAUUCAGAAGAGACCGAUACGAAACGUGAACUGCAUUUUUUAAAUAGACCGUCCAUAAAUAAUUUUGCACAAAAUGACGUAGCAAAGGUAAGUGCAGCGAGCACCUGUAAUAUUUGUUUCACGAGAAAAAUGUAAAGAGAAUACGUCGACGAGCUGCGCCGAGCGGGGGACUGUGACGAUAAAUGUAGAAUACAUAUGGGUCGUUAAUUGAUGGGGGAGGGGAUUAUGUGACGGUACUUCGUUUACCCGUUGAACUAGACGUGAGAGUAAAUAGGAGAUAAGAAAAUUCAGACAUGACCGAGAGGAAGGGAGCACCCCUAACGAUAAGGGAGAGAGAACGAAGAAGGGAGUGGUUGUCCUUCGUCCGUCCUCGGUCUAUUCUUUGUUUGUCCUGCAUUGUGAGCCGACAUGCGACAGAUCACGCUAGCCGGUGUUAUACGACUUGGAA